UCAGGUGGGGCUGCCGGUCCUUUUGCUAGUCCCAGGCUCGGCAGGCUACGUUUACCUCACAGCUUCUCACAGAGCGAAGCGCCGCAAAGUUUUGACAUUUUGGCAACGGAGACGCACACUGGUUCUCUCCGGCUGACAGCUGUGGCGGCAGCCGACUCCCGAGGGCGGCUCAGUCGCAAGCCCUAGGUUCUCCCGCCGCCCGCAGUCCGGAGGCCACGAGGCCCCGCCGCGUCCUCCCGAGCUCGCCCUCCCGGAGGCUGCAGCCAUGUCUCGGGGGCCGGAGGAGGUGAACCGGCUCACGGAGAACACGUACCGGAAUGUUGUGGAACAAUUCAAUCCUGGACUACGAAACUUAAUAAACCUAGGAAAAAAUUAUGAAAAAGCAGUGAAUGCUAUGAUCCUGGCAGGAAAAGCCUACUACGACGGAGUGGCCAAGAUUGGGGAAAUUGCCACUGGGUCUCCUGUGUCAACAGAACUAGGCCAUGUUCUCAUAGAGAUUUCCAGCACCCACAAGAAACUCAACGAGACUCUCGAUGAGAAUUUCAAAAAAUUCCAUAAGGAGAUUAUCCAUGAGUUGGAGAAGAAGACAGAACUUGAUGUAAAGUACAUGAACGCUACUCUUAAAAGAUAUCAAGCAGAACACAGGAAUAAAUUAGAUUCUUUGGAGAAAUCUCAGGCGGAGUUGAAGAAGAUCAGAAGAAAAAGUCAAGGGGGACGAAACGCACUCAAAUAUGAACACAAAGAAAUCGAGUAUGUGGAGACGGUCACCUCUCGCCAGAGUGAGAUCCAGAAGUUCAUCGCAGAUGGCUGCAAAGAAGCGCUGCUUGAGGAGAAGAGGCGCUUCUGCUUUCUGGUGGACAAGCACUGCAGCUUUGCCAGUCACAUACACCGCUAUCACCUGCAGUCUGCAGAAUUACUUAACUCCAAGCUGCCCCGGUGGCAGGAAACCUGUUGUGAUGCCACAAAAGUCCCAGAGAAAAUCAUGAACAUGAUAGAAGAGAUAAAGACGCCCAUCUCUACCCCAGUGUCCGGGACGCCACAGCCAUCGCCCAUGACCGAGAGAAGCAAGAUGAUUGGGAAAGACUACGACACCCUUUCUAAAUACUCACCGAAGAUGCCCCCCGCUCCUUCAGUCAAAGCCUACACCAGUCCUCUGAUUGACAUGUUCAACAACCCUGCCACGGUUGGACAGAGCACAGAGAAAGCCAACAACUCCACAGCAAACAGUGGGGACGAUCCCAGUUUACAGCGGUCGGUCUCUGUUGCAACUGGGCUGAACAUGAUGAAGAAGCAGAAAGUGAAGACCAUCUUCCCUCACACCGCUGGCAACAAUAAGACCUUACUGAGCUUUGCCCAGGGGGACGUCCUCACACUGCUCAUUCCCGAGGAGAAGGACGGCUGGCUCUACGGGGAGCAUGACACCACCAAAGCGAGGGGCUGGUUCCCAUCAUCAUAUACAAAGUUGCUGGAAGAAAACAUGAAGGAAGCUAUGUCUGUACCAACACCAAGCUCUGCACCAGUGAGAAGCAUCAGCACUGUGGAUCUGACUGAGAAGAGCAGCGUUGUCAUCCCUCCUCCUGACUACCUGGAGUGCCUGUCCAUGGGAGCCACCUCAGACAAGAGAGCAGACGCUCCCAAGAUGCCUUCUACUUCUACCUUCAAAGCCCCAGCGCCCAGACCGGAUGCCACGUCCACAUCUCCCAGUGACUCAAACGGAACCGCAAAGCCACCAUUCCUCAGUGGAGAAAACCCCUUUGCCACCGUGAAACUCCGGCCGACAGUGACCAAUGACCGAUCAGCACCGAUCAUCCGGUGAAGAUGCAGAGGACCCUGCAGGAGUGGUUCUCUCUCACCUGCAGGGCGAUAGGUCUUCGCUGCUGGACAAGUGCAGGCACUGACAAAGCCCACAGAGGGUGCCUGAUCUCAAUGAACCCCGACUUGAGCAAAUCAAUGUAUUUUCUGUUUGAUAGAGCUGGGCUUACACAAUUUUGUCUUUAAGGUAAAUGAGUAGCUUAGUGCAUAAAUGAAUCGUUUGAAGUGUUUUCUAUUUAAAAACAGUCAGUUUGGCUCCAGUUCUUUUUAAUUUUUAAGGAAACAGCCAGAUUAAGGGGUAGUAGGGGUAUGCUUUAGUGCCUGGCUUUCUGUAGCUGAAUGCAAGUAAGACCGGAGUUUUAUAAAAUAAAGCCUGUGUUCUUAAUGCAGUAUGAUGCUCAUCUAAAGCAAAUAUUGUGUAGGUUUGCAUCAGAGCAUGCAAAUCCAGUAAGCAAUGUAAAUUAUGAAACUAUAUUAAAUAUAAUUUUUUAAAUGAC
Molecule: messenger RNA, 2309 nt
Organism: Rattus rattus (black rat)
Lineage: Eukaryota; Metazoa; Chordata; Mammalia; Rodentia; Muridae
Gene: Baiap2l1
Product: BAR/IMD domain containing adaptor protein 2 like 1
Exons: 14
Coding region: 266-1816 (516 amino acids)
Biological process (GO): actin crosslink formation; plasma membrane organization; actin filament bundle assembly
Cellular component (GO): nucleoplasm; cytosol
Molecular function (GO): protein binding
Source: RefSeq, a predicted model, not a curated record